GCUCCCACUGCAAUUUUAUGCUUCAUUGCUGUCGGAGUAUACUCCGUCGUUGUGCCUGCAGCGUCGAGCUGUGGCUUUCUGGGCUAUAAAUCCAGUACAACGGUUAUUCUAGGGAAGCAAAGCCAAUACAUAACGCAGCUAUCGCCCUCAGUGUAUCGAAAACAAAGUUAAACGCAACUAACGCAGUUCAAAAACUAGUCCAAUCAAAGUAAAUCUAAGGCCAAAACAUAUAUCCGAGAAUGCAGCCUAAAGCUAAAGUCGACGGUUGCAAGGCCCAUCUGAAGGAUUUAUCUCCUAUGGCGGCAGGAACUGAGACUACAAGUCGUUCAUCCACCCUUGAAAGUGAAUCGUUCUAUGAAAGCGGUAUCUUCAGUGGUGUUAAUCCAUCCACCUGGAAGAAAAUCAGAAGACUGUCAGCUGGAAGUAAGCUGUCCACGUAUUACUAUAUAGGCGCCGAAUUACGAGUAUGCGCAUCGUCAAAUAGGAAAACGUCUUCAAGGCCAGUACUAAGAGAUGUGAUUGAUCGGCGCACGGGAACCUCAAAAGUACUCAAAAUCAUCUCAAAAUCGAGGUUGCCUGGAGCUCCCGAUGGUCUCACCCACUGGAGGGCACUUUGUGAAAAGCUCCUCAACUUCAAACCAUCGCCAGGAAUUAUGCGCAUCGAGCAGGUGUGGGAAUCGGACUCGUCAUUCUAUAUCAUCACUGAAAAGCUUGGCGGUGGAGAGCUUUUCGAAUUUCUCCUAAAGGAGAAGGUUAUCCCUGAGGAUGUUUGUAAAUAUAUAAUGAAGCAAAUUUUCCAGGCUGUAGCACUCUUGCACAAUGAACAAAUGCUGCACAGAGAUAUCAAGCCGGAAAACAUUAUGUUCAGAAAUCCAACCAACUCUACACUCUCUGCAGCUGAAAGGUACGAACUGGUGCUAAUUGACUUUGACACCUGCAAAAUGACGGAUGCCGAUAACGCAGACAACACCGAUAUUGUAAAUGGAAAACGUAGGCUAGUUGGUACCUACGGGUAUUUGGCACCUGAAAUCCUACGUGGAGAGGAGUAUUCAACCGCCUCAGACAUGUGGUCAAUUGGCGUGGUACUAUACAUCCUAAUGACGGGAGUGCCACCGAUUACAAUGGAUAAGAUGUAUGACGCCAAGUCAAGCCAUGCAGUGCUCACUGCAGCGGAGACUACGGGGAUCGACUUCAACAUGCCGCCACUGGCAGAAUUCCCAUUAGCUCGCGAUCUGUGCCGAAGGUUACUGUGCUUCGAUCGCACGAAGCGUAUUACCAGUGCAACCGACGCCUUGGCACACCCAUGGCUAGUGGGUCUUGCCAAUGCAUUCGAUAGAAGCUUGAACCUGAAUAGCUACCCAAUGACAGACCACCGUGACAGGCGCCAGGAUGCUGAAGAAAACUCUUCUGGUGGGUAUAUAAGGAGCCUAUUUGGUAGUCGCAAUGCCAAAACAGCAGGUAACGGCAAUAACACCACCUCUUCAUAUAAAAGAAGCGAUGGCCGGAACAUGCCAUAUCUGCAGUGCUCCCAUGACACAAACAUAGAAGAAGGAAGGGCUACCAAGCGCCCGCGCACAAUGGCACAAAUGCCGCAGCGGCAGUUCUGUGUUUCACCCAGGAACGCUGCCCUUAUCGCACCAACUACUCCCGGAGCAGUUAGGUGCUGACAGCAGUACAGAAUCGUUGAACAGGUGCAGCUUUGAAAAGGAAAGCGCACUUUUACAAAACAAGAGCGCUCUCACCCCUGAACGUAGUUCAUGUACAUUACAUCUAAUAUACGUAAAAUACAGCGUGCUAAAAAACAGUACAUACUUGACAAACAUAACUGA
Messenger RNA from Babesia bovis T2Bo, 1829 nucleotides. RefSeq names its product protein kinase domain containing protein. Gene Ontology annotation, biological process: mitotic DNA damage checkpoint signaling; protein phosphorylation. Bases 240 to 1667 code for a protein of 475 amino acids. Gene Ontology annotation, molecular function: protein serine/threonine kinase activity; ATP binding. The record is from RefSeq and is a predicted model, not a curated record. Gene Ontology annotation, cellular component: cytoplasm; nucleus. The transcript is spliced from 2 exons. NCBI's taxonomy places the organism in Eukaryota, Apicomplexa, Aconoidasida, Piroplasmida, Babesiidae.